This is a messenger RNA of Cheilinus undulatus (humphead wrasse), 2196 nucleotides long. RefSeq lists its product as uncharacterized. Gene Ontology annotation, molecular function: GTPase activity; GTP binding. Bases 1169 to 1822 code for a protein of 217 amino acids. NCBI's taxonomy places the organism in Eukaryota, Metazoa, Chordata, Actinopteri, Labriformes, Labridae. The record is from RefSeq and is a predicted model, not a curated record. The transcript has 4 exons.
ACAGUGUAAUUCAAAAAUGUUCUUAGUUUUUUUAAGGCAUCUGGAGACCCCCUCUCAGUGUCUCAUGACCCUCAGUGGGGUCCUGACCCCAAGGUUAAGAACCACUGUUCUAGAAUAUGAAGCCCUUUUCCCAUUUCUCUAAACUCACAGUGACUGACGUUCUGCAGAGAACGACAGGAUGAAUCUUCAAACAUCCCCGGUCCUUCAGCUCUGAGGAGAGCAUCAGGACUCAGACUCCUUCCAUACUGAACCGGUCUCUAGUCCUGGUGAACUUAUCCGAAUAAAAACAGAUGCUCUCUAUCGCUGAUAUUUCUGUUCCUCUGAGGAGAGCAUCAGAUUUCCUGAUCCUUUCACCUCACAGUAAUCCACAGAUCCUUUAUUCUAGUCCGUCUACAGGGAUCUGCAGUAAUCCACAGAUCCUUUAUUCUAGUCCGUCUACAGGGAUCUGCAGUAAUCCACAGAUCCUUUAUUCUAGUCCGUCUACAGGGAUCUGCAGUAAUCCACAGAUCCUUUAUUCUAGUCCGUCUACAGGGAUCUGCAGUAAUCCACAGAUCCUUUAUUCUAGUCCGUCUACAGGGAUCUGCAGUAAUCCACAGAUCCUUUAUUCUAGUCCGUCUACAGGGAUCUGCAGAAAUCCACAGAUCCUUUAUUCCAGUCCGUCUACAGGGAUCUGCAGUAAUCCACAGAUCCUUUAUUCCAGUCCGUCUACGGGGAUCUCCAGUAAUCCACAGAUCCUUUAUUCCAGUUCAUCUACAGGGAUCUACUGUUGUUACUUUCAUUAGACUGAUGGCCAGAUAUCCGGGGGUCUGUUGAGGGUCCUGGACCUCGAUGUUGGUCCAGGGGUCCUCCCAGGGGCCUGAUUAGUCAAUCAGAAUCUAUUUUAUUGUCGUCUUAAUCAGUGAAAGUCGUUCAGAACAAAGCGCUCGUAUUUAAUGUGCACCUUUGUUGAUUAUAUCUCAGGACCCCCGGGGACCAGGACCCCUUGGGGACCAGGACCCCCAUGACUCCUUCCCUACGUGAGGGUCCAGCUCCCUGAUCUGGACUCUGAUCUCCAGCUGCAUUAAUCUCCACAGCUCAUCAUCCACCAAUCAUGCUACAGCCUCUGCCCAGAGGCCCCGCCCACAGCUACAUAAAGCCCCGCCAAGGCUCAGAGCUCAUAUGAAGGUGGAUGAUCGGAGCAGAGAUGGUGGUGGAGGUCAAAGGUCGUCUGGAGGUGAUGGAGGGAAACCAGCAGAAGGUGGAGGUGAAGCUGCUUCUGCUCGGCGCUCACAGCGUGGGGAAAUCUGCUCUCACAGUCCGGUUUCUGACCCGGAGGUUUAUCGGCGAGUACGGAGACAUCGAUUCAGUUUACAGCCGAGUGGAGCGGCUCGACGGUCAGGACGUCUGCUUCAGUGUCUGGGACUCUCUCUACUCACAGGACGGCGAGCAGGCUCCGCCCAUCAGUGACAAACAGCUGCAGUGGGCGGACGGCGUGAUUCUGGUCUACAGUAUCUGCGACCGCCUCAGCUUUGACAUCGUCCGUCAGCAGCUGCAGCAGAUCCGCCGCAGCAGGAAGUCACUUCCCGUGGUCAUCGUGGCGAACAAACGGGACCUCCGACGUCACCGCAGCGUCUCCAGCGAGGAGGGUCUUCUGCUCGCUCUGUCGCACGGCUGCGGCUUCUUCGAGGUGUCGGCGGCGGAGACGUACCACGGCGUCCUGCUGGUGUUCCACCGCCUUGUCGACCUCGUCAGAGAGAGCCGCGCGCUGAAGAAGAGCUCGGCUGGCGUUCGAGAGAUCGUCCGCAGCGUGUCAGCCGUGUUUGGAAAGAAGCGAGCAGAGUAGGCGAAGACGGUAAAGAGAUGUUUGAUGACAUCAGAGGUCAAAGGUCAGAGAUGUGAUGGUUGGACGCAGGUGCAGAGAAAGGGUCGACGGCAACGCUGGCGGCAGAAAGAGGCGGCUCCAGUUGAUCUAAGGAGAUGUUGAGGCGUUGGCGCUACCAUCAGGAUGAACUUUAAUGACCCUGGACUGUGAAUGUAACGCCACUCUCAGGUCAACAUGGAAGCAUGUCUGACAUCCUGCAGCAGUGAUGUCAUCACCAACAGACUUUGUUUAUAAUGCUAAUCAUGUUAGCAUGCUAAAGGCGCUAAACCUCCAUGUCAUGCUAUUGUGGGAUCUGUUUCAAUAUUUAUUAUAUAUUAAAUAAAGGCUCUAAAUCA